UGCUCUAUAAUCACUUUGAACACAGCUGAUCACAGAUCAUGCCCCAUCAGUGCUUAUCAGUGUUGCCUAUCAAUGUCCAUCAGUGCUGCCCAUCAAUGCCACUUUUCAGUGCCCAUCAGUGCUGCCUAUCAGUACCUGUCAGUGCCCAUCAGUGCUGCCUAUCAGUGCCACCUAUCAGUGCCCAUCAGUGCCACCUAUCAGUACCUUUCAGUGCUGCCUAUCAGUGUCCAUUGGUGACACCUAUCAGUGCCACAUAUCAGUGCCAAUCAGUGCCGCCUAUCAGUGCCCAUCAGUGCAGUUUCAUC
Molecule: messenger RNA, 305 nt
Organism: Staurois parvus
Lineage: Eukaryota; Metazoa; Chordata; Amphibia; Anura; Ranidae
Source: the annotation of a GenBank genome assembly